AUGGAACAAGCAUGGGAUAUCUUAGCAGCUCGGCCCCCGCAUCCUCUUGUCUUAGAGAUACUAUAUCAGGGCGGUAUCUACCGUUGCGUCGUUGCUGGUCGCGUACAGCAUGACAAUGCUCUUGUGACGGCCAUGAUUGAGCGAUGGCGACCGGAGACCCAUACAUUUCAUCUCUACACUGGUGAGACCACCAUCACCCUUCAAGACGUGGAGGUCCUUUACGGUCUCCAAGUCGAUGGACGCGCUUUGGUUAUUCAGAAGCCCCAACAGAUGUCGUCGUAUCGGCAAGAGUUGAAUAGGCUCACUGGUUUCGGGCCUCAAGAAAGUCAUAUAUGGGGACAGAGUCGGUUGUUAAUGCAUCCCCUCUUCGAUCACUUGCGCCUCGUAGACAUGCAGCAUCCGAUUACAGAGGACAUACCUCAGGUUGAUGUUGACCGACGUGCUCGUCUGUACCUUCUCGUCAUAUUUGGGGGCAUCCUGUUCCCGAACACAUCGGGUUCACAUGUGAACUUGAGGUAUUUGCCCUUUCUGGAGCAUCUGGGCGAGUUGGGAUGUUACAGUUGGGGCGCUGCUGUUCUGGCUUUCAUGCAUCGCAGAUUUCGUCGAGCGUUUAUGGGCGCGAGGACCGAUGUCGCUGCAUUUUGCCCGCUCCUCCAGAUAUGGGUGUGGACUAGGAUGAGACCUCUUCAGCCCAUAGCUGCUGACCCUCUGCUGGACUAUAUUGAUGAGGCGAUGCCAUAUGCGCGGAGAUAG
Messenger RNA from Lycium ferocissimum, 753 nucleotides. RefSeq names its product protein MAIN-LIKE 2-like. Bases 1 to 753 code for a protein of 250 amino acids. Lineage: Eukaryota; Viridiplantae; Streptophyta; Magnoliopsida; Solanales; Solanaceae. Gene Ontology annotation, biological process: meristem maintenance; meristem development. The transcript has 2 exons. The record is from RefSeq and is a predicted model, not a curated record.